Molecule: messenger RNA, 2617 nt
Organism: Cuscuta epithymum
Lineage: Eukaryota; Viridiplantae; Streptophyta; Magnoliopsida; Solanales; Convolvulaceae
Source: the annotation of a GenBank genome assembly
UCUAGAUGUAGAAGUUGUACAUCUAUGCAUAUUGGACUUGCUCCAUUAACCUCCGUUAAAUUUGUGACUCAUUUAGAAUAGUCUUUAACACUCCGUAUGCAAUGAGUAGUUCAGUGAGGGAAUAAUAAACGUGGGUUACUAAUUAACAGAAACGACUGGUCUUCCAAACUGGAGACACGGAAUUCAUUCAGCUGACUUACCGAGCCAAGGUAUCUGAUAGCCUUUUCAGGUGAUAAACUUUACGUUAGAAUAUCGUAAGAAGCUAAGGGUAGAAUGUGAUUGAUCCCUCACUUUCGCUCUCACAAUCCUUCUUUUACACGCCGAAGUCUCAUCAAGCUAUUUAAAUUAAUUAAACUGGCACUAACCAGUGUGGUUUGUCUGUGAGUAGUUGAACGGAUAAAGUAUGCUUGUACUGGAAGGAUUAAGCCCAAGGCUCUCGAAUAAUCUCCCGCCAGAUCUGAUCUUUACACGCUUGGUUACCAGUGUUUUUUGUUCAGAGUAUUAGAAGACUCUUUUAUCCUUCAGGGUCUCAACAGAGGUCACAUUUCUGGAUUACUCCCUUCCAGAACAAACCAGAACUCUUUUAAGCUCUUCACCUUAUCAUCUCGUAAUAAAACAUGAUACGACUUUCUUAUAUGGUGUUUCAAAUCUGUUCAAAGAUCAUCCAGAACGUACUAACAGAUCGGUUCGAAUCUUCAAAAUAAUUCACCCAGUGCUUUUAACUUUUUUAAAUGAUUUGGUAAAAAAGUGAUUAAUAGUAAAAGUUGGUAGUGUUUGAGAAAAAAGUGAUUUUGAAAAGUAAAAGUUGGUGGUGUUUGGUAAAAUAAGUGCUUUUUGUGUAAUAGAAAAAGUAAAAAGCAGAUUCUAACUUUUAGCUUUUAAGUAAUUCAUUUAAGUAGAAGUUGUCAUUUGAAAACAUCUUUUUUAGCUUUUUUAAGCCAAAAGCUGGGAAGUGCUUUUUUAGUUGUGUUUGCAAACAGAGCCUAUAUCAUUGUUGUGCAGACCAAGGCACGCACCAAGCCACAUGGGAGUGUUUCAAAGGAAGACAAUGCUUAACAAUGUCACAUGUUGAUGGCUUUAGAAUGUACUCCCUCCUAAUGUCAAACCGGGAGGUUGUUUUCGGGACGGAGGGAGUACUUUUUUGAGAAUCCAGAUGUCGGUGUUUGCGUUCUCAUAAUCCUGAAAUCUAUGAAUUAAGACCUCCCACAAAGGAAAGAUUUGCGGUGGAUGGUCGAUCAUCCAAUGGACUACACCCACACACCAACCCCUAGGACAAAGGAAUUUUAUGUUACUCCUUAUGAGAUUUCGUAAUUUCGUUUGUCAAUCCACGGAAACGUCCAGAAAACAGAACAUAAAUAUACGUCUGUGUAUAUAGAUAAUGGUUGGAGUUAAAGUCAAGUGACCCCUCUGCAGUCCCCUAGCUUCGAGGACACGCCCUUGCCGAGCAUGCAUCCCGGCGUUUUGUUUUGAAAACGCGAAAUCAUAAAUGAAGACGAAAGAGUUGCAGUAAGAAGCUUUUUGCUAGAGCUUUGCCCAGCUAUAUAUCUCCAUUCAUCGGAAGAUUCAACAAAAAUUACAGUCACAUGGAGAAAGAAAUUCUGGAUUACGUUUUGGUGCCACUAGGACUUCUACUAAUGCUCGCUUAUCACCUAUGGCUUCUCGUCCAGAUCAGGAACCAACCCAACCGCACCGUCAUCGGCGUCAAUGCAAUCAACCGCCGCUUAUGGGUCCGUGCUAUGAUGGAGGAUGUGUCGAAGAACGGGGUUUUGGCAGUUCAGACGCUGAGGAACAACAUAAUGGCGUCGACGCUUCUAGCAUCGACGGCGAUAAUGCUGAGCUCGCUCAUCGCCGUCCUGAUGACGGGCGGCGGCACCGGUGACCGUUCGAUCAGAUUUCUGCUCGGAGAUCGGAGCGAUUUCGCCUCGUGCGUCAAGUUCUUCUCGAUACUGGUGUGUUUCCUGGUGGCGUUCCUGUUCAACGUUCAGUCCAUAAGGUACUACAGCCAUGCCAGCUUCCUCGUCAACGUUCCCUUCCGGAAGAUAACGGAAGGGCCGGACGGGCAGUGCCGUUUCGCGCUGACGACGGAGUAUGUGGGGAGGACCGUGAACAGAGGGAGCUACUUUUGGUCGUUGGGGCUGAGAGCGUUUUACUUCUCGUUUCCCCUCUUUUUGUGGAUCUUUGGACCUAUUCCUAUGUUCGUUUGUUGUGUUUUCAUGGUUUUCAUGCUCUAUUUUCUGGACGUUACCGUAGAUUUCGGGCUGGCGGUUUCCGCCGAUGAAGUGUCCUGCAGCGGGGAUUUAGUAUAGGAUAAGUCAACUGGAUUAAUUGGUUCAGUACAAGUUUCGAUACUUGGAUUUCUUUUGCAACCAAACCAAAGUUGUCUUCACGGGAACGUUUAUUUUGCGUUUAAGAUUUCCUAAGAAAUACCGGUACACAUUUGUUACAUUUAAUUAAGUUCAUUCUUGAAGUACAGAAGAAAUGUGUACAUUGUCACUAAUUGGAGGGAUUUUGACAUCAAAUCCUGCCUCAUUUGUAAUAAAUUGCUCUAUACACAAGCAAUUAGAGAGUUUUGUGUACACAUGCAUCUCACUCUCUCCGUCCCAUAAAAUAGUUUCCA